Messenger RNA from Chiloscyllium plagiosum (whitespotted bambooshark), 5501 nucleotides. It is a transcript of the gene bsk146, whose product is annotated as brain specific kinase 146. The record is from RefSeq and is a predicted model, not a curated record. Gene Ontology annotation, molecular function: protein serine/threonine kinase activity; ATP binding. NCBI's taxonomy places the organism in Eukaryota, Metazoa, Chordata, Chondrichthyes, Orectolobiformes, Hemiscylliidae. Gene Ontology annotation, biological process: protein phosphorylation.
UGCUGUAAGGACAAUCUGAGGAGGAGGGAGGGAGGGAUGGUGGUCUGAAUACAUCUAAUGAGCAGCAGUUUCAUCUGUGGGAGAGGGAGGAAAAAAAACACCAUCACAAGGUACUGAUAAAGACGAGAAGAACAAGCACUCCCAAACAAAGGAGCAAGUCAAUGCUAGCAUCAGAAGCUGCUGCAGGCACAACUAAUUCCAUCCUUGCCCUCUAUCUGGGCUGCACUGUGGCCAGGUAUCCCAGCACGAAGAGGGUAAGAUUGGAAUUAAGAACUGGAGUUGACUACGAUCCAGGUUGGAUCUGAUAACAGCCAUGAAUUCUUCACUGAUGACCCGAGGAGCCAGUGAUGUUCUGGAGGAACUCCAGCUGCUCACAGCUCAGAACCUGGAGAGGUUGGAGGUGAAUAAAUACUACGAGGUGAUUAGAGAGCUGGGGAAAGGCACCUAUGGCAAGGUUGACCUGGUUAUCCAUAAGGUCAGAGGUACCAAAAUGGCCUUGAAGUUCCUGAGGAAGAAGACCACCAAACUGAAGAGCUUCCUCAGAGAGUACAGCAUCUCCCUGUAUCUCUCAGCCUCACCUUUCAUCAUUGAUAUGUUUGGGAUCGCUUUUGAAACAGAUGAAUAUUAUGUGUUCGCCCAGGAAUACGCAACUGCGGGAGACCUGUUUGAUAUCAUUCCUCCACAGGUUGGCCUUCCUGAACAGAUUGCCAAGCGCUGUGUGCACCAAGUUGCCUUAGCACUGGACUAUCUGCACAGCAGGAAGCUGGUACACCGCGAUAUCAAACCAGAGAACAUCCUCAUCUUUGAUAAGGAGUGCCGCAAAGUUAAACUGUCUGACUUUGGGAUGACUCGUCGGGCUGGCACACCUGUCAAACGGGUGAGUGGCACCAUCCCUUACACUGCCCCGGAGCUCUGUGAUGCCUCCAAACAUGAGGGCUUCUCAGUGGAAUACAGCAUUGAUGUCUGGGCUUUUGGGGUCCUACUCUUCUGCAUGCUGACGGGAAACUUCCCCUGGGAGAAAGCCCUCCUGUCAGACUCUUUCUAUGAUGAGUUUGUGAGAUGGCAGAAGCGUCGAGGUGCCAAUGUGCCAUCCCAAUGGAGGCGAUUCACUGACGACGCUCUCCGCAUGUUCCGGAAACUGCUGCCUGUUGAACCGGAGAGGAGGUGCUCUGUCAAGGAGAUCUUCAGGUACCUGAGCUACCGAUGGAUGCUGGACACAGAUUGUAGCAAUAACAUUGCUGAUGUGAGCUCUUCCUCUGAAGAAGAUCUGGUGGCCAGGAUGAAGCAACAGAGCUUAUCCCCUGUCUGCACCAUUGCCAAGAGCAGCGUUUCCAUGGAAACACCAUCCUCACGCUUCUCCUCCAUGACAACAUCAAGCUCCCUCUCAUCCAACAGCAGCUAUGAGCGAGCAACAAGGGAGAGCAGCAACACCAGAAUUCUGGUGGCCACGCCAAUUGAAAUCUGCGUUUAGAUUACACAGUCUGUGUCCCAGGAUGUGGAUGGCUUGAACCGUGAUAGGAAAGCACAUGUUAAAGAGUAACACUUAUUAUGGAAGGAAUGCUACUUCAGAAGUCAACACGAUCCUCCAGCUGGGCUCAGACUCAGGCUUCCAAUGGGGCUUUGUGUCAAACACAGCUCUUCAGAGCUUUCACCCUAAGCUGAUUCUUAUCCAGUUGUGACUGAGUUGCUUUGUGUCUUUGGGUCAGUCAAGUUGAGAGAUGUCACGAGAAGCCCUUGGCCCAACCCUAACACUUUUAAAGCAAUAUGCUCAAUUUGUGUUGAUUCCAUGGGUGACAACAAGAGAGGUGGCAGAAUAACUGUCCAAAUCUCAAAUGGACAUGACUGCAGCAAGGAUCUUUACCGCUUAGGCUCAGCUCCUACGCAAUGAUCCUUCUUUACAUUCUGCAAGAGGCAAGGAUGUUGCCCAGUGAUCAAAUCUGAGGCAGCUCCUACUGUUCAAGUGACUUUCUUCUUAAGGGCUGGUCAGUGUUCACCAGGAGGAUGGCUCAGUCAGCACAAGUCUUCACUAUUUACACUGACCUUUCACUAAUGUGACUGUCACUUCCUGUAAGAGAUCAUGCUAAUCCAUUCUUGGUUUUUUUUAAAAUAAAAAUGUUAACACGAGCAAUUUUCUCACUUCACAGUCUUCACCCUCCACCCUCCUUGGCACAGCCAGCAUGUUAAGCUGCUAAAUUUCCUAAUAUCUCAUUUAAUAAGACUGAAUUUACAAGACCAUGAGGUUAACAUGUAUUAAGCAAAAAAAAAUAACAUUUUGAGGUAAUUGCUCGAACUUAAGGAGGCAAGAGAUCAAUUAAUUCAGUCGAACAAUCUCGAGCAAAGGCUCUUGUGGCAAGUUAAAUAUAAUUAUUAUGCUAAUUUAAUUAAGUGAUGAGACUUGAAGGCAUCUAAGCCACUUAAACCUCCCUAAAUGUCUGUCUGUUUCCUUUGUUGCAGUAUAGUCCAGAUGAGCCAAAGGGUCUGUUUCUGUGUUGUAGAUUCUGUGUUUCUCUCCUGCACCACUGCACACUUGAGAAGACUCAUUACUGCAUUUUCUGUCCUUCUGUGUUUCACUGUGAUCCUGACAGUGAUGCCUGAACAGGACUGGUACUGCAGUGUAGCUGCCUACCAUGCCAUUUAUUGCUUUAUCACUUACAGUCCGGUGGGCUCACUUACAAUUGGUCAGCCAGCUCACAGAUCGAUGAGGAGCUAAUCUUGGAGACAGACAAAGCUUGAGGAGAAUGAGGGAGAAAGAAAACUGGUGGGUUGUAAGUAAAAGGGUCAGAGAUGGAGACUGCAAUGAAACCCAUUCACCUAUCCCACACAAUGUGCAAAAAGUGUUGAGUUAGGCCUUUAUGUGGUGAAGAUCAGAGAGUGGGGUGUGCCUUUUAAAAUCCAGGCACUUGCAAAUGUAAUGCUAUUCUCGUGACAUUUUCCUGAUUGGGUUUCUCAUUUUCCUUUUUCUCUCUGACUAAAUCAGAUUUUGGUGCAUGGACUUUGGAUGAGGAUCAUUGAGCUCAGACAGUUUUCAGUGAUACCUGCAGUGAAGAUGUUUUCAUUCAUUUUGAUUUGGGAGUCAGGAAGCUCUGGCUUGAUAUAUCACUGAAAGUAUGCAAGAGCAGUGGAUGGCAUUUAGGUAAUUUUACAGUGCAAGAAUAAAGAUGAGUUGUCUCUGAUGUUAAGAGAUUAGAUGUUUAAAACACACAGCAAGAAGAACCUUGACUAUAUCAGAUGACUGUGAUUAUGGACACUGGGGCAGUUUUUAACUUGUCUAGUGGGAAAUUGUCAGGAUUCCCUUAAGUCAAGUAAAAUAUAUCAAGCAGGGAAUAUAAAGCAGAUGGAUGUGGCAAUUCUAUUCGCAGAUUUGGUGAAAGUGACCGUGCACCGCUGUAAUUAGGGUGACGUUCAUUCUGUCAUCCCAUGGGCUGUUGACAUCGUGCCCUUAUGGAUAGUCGGCAUAGCCAGCCAGUAUGUUCCUGUCACCCAGUUCUCUUGCCUUCUGCCAAGCGAGCUGACUGGCAUCGAAUGCUUUUGCAACAAAAGCCUUUCCAGUCAAUUGGAUCAUUAAACGUUACCUUUGGCUUUUGGGAAGAAACCCAGUUAACAAUGCAAAAAAAUAACAGAACAUGAAAAGGUAAUUGGGGCUAAUUGUAUCUCAGGACACUAGAGCAAGAAUUAGUGAGCAGUGGAGAAAUAGACAUGACCAAAUCUGUAGCAACUGUUUGACAGGGCAUUUGGUCAACUUAGGCCAAUAAACCUUGAGGCAUGGUAACACAUCACCAUCCUUACCGUUGCUGCCUUACCGUUGCGCAGCAGUUGUGUUUUUGAAUCCUGUUGCCUGUCAAUAUCUUUCACCUUUUACCCUAGUGAGCCCCCACCCUUUAAAUAAUAUAUAUUUGAGUUUGUAUAUCGAAUAGAUCACAAUCCUAUGUAUCUUCACUGUGCUUACUAGAAGUGUUUCUAAUGUUAAUAUGUGUGCAAUAUGUAUGAUACGGUACCACAUUUAAUGUAUAAUUUUACACUGGAUUGUCAUAUCUAUUUUUUUUAUUGAUCUGAAAAAUGAAAACAUAGGGCUAUGAAACAGAUGUCAUAAAGAGAGCUUUACACUACCUGAUGUGCUCUGCAUUUGUAUUUAUCCUACAAAGACCCUCGAGUGUCACCCAGCUGUGAAGUGGAGCUGAAGAUCAGACCAGUCCAGCAAGGUUUAGUCUACGUGACUGGAGAGAGUGGGACAACAUUCCACUCUCUCUCUCUCUAUCUCAUUACUGCCAAAUAACAUUUGUGCUUACCCCAUCGUCAAGACGGCAGCAGAUUUGGUAACGUCAAGCACCAAUGGACAGCUGCAUAAUCGUUAGCAUGGAAUUUGAAAGGACCAAUUCUUGGAAAAAAUCAUUCACUGAAGACCGGUGGAUGAACAUUGCGAGAACAUCUUGACAAAGACUAUAUUUGAACUGAGAAUUGCAGUUGACCAAUGCCAUGCUUUAUGCUAAUAAUUGGCAAUUAAACUAGAUAGUUAAUGUCCAUCAGCAUUUAGAAAUGCACUCAAUCGCUUCUUGUAGACAACGCAACACUCCCAUAGAGCAGCUAGGACCUCCCCCACGUAGACCCAGUCUCCAAGCUGUAGACAGGGCCAUUGGGCCACCAAACCUGUGUUUGAAUUUCAGUGCAGUGGGUGUGUUUCUGUUCAAAACUCCUUGAAGUUUCGUUCCUCAGUGAAUAGUAUGUGGUUUUAACUGUCUGUGGUUUUGUGACAGCAAUGCGUUCUUUUAGUAUCUGGAGUUUUAGCUCUUAGCUAAAAUGUUUCCCGAGGCUGUUUGAGCCGUACGAUCGAUUCAAUGGUUGCAAUACAAUUUGUCUUCCUGUAAGACUUUCUUUAUAAUUUGAUUAAAAUGACCUAAAAAUAAUUCCCCUAGUCGAGUCCCUUUGUUGAAGUGAGGGAACAGAGGUGCACACUCCACGUCAAGUCUGGGGAAAACACGGUACAUGUAUGGAGAGAGCAAAGGACGUGAUACAUGAUUGGGGAAGGUUUGGUAUAUGUCUUAAACCUGGUGAGUUCACAGUGCACAUUACAGAUCAGGAGCAAGCUCGACACGCUUACAGGUAGAAAGCACAAGAUAGAGAUAAGGAGAGGAAAAAGCAGAUAGUCAGAAUAGGGAGAGAGCACUUUAUGUGACAGAAACAGGCACAGCAUACAACCAAAAAUGAACAGAUUGUGUACAACAUUUAUAGAAUACAGAGACGGUGUGAUACUGGUGGAAAUGCAGGGAGAACAAUACAUGGUAGAAAUUGGGAAAAAAACCUAGUAUAUGACAGAUUGCAAGACAUCAACAGAAAAGGAGAAGGAGAUAUGUUGCUUGAAGGAUCAAUCUUCACAGGGAAUAUUGAAGAAUGACAAUGGUACGAUUCUGUGGUUAAAAUAUGGUAUUGUAGGAGAAUUACUCUAGUCUUUGUGUACCAACUUUGUAAGCUCAAUCAAAAAUAAAGUGCUUACAGUGGCUUAAAAA